Molecule: messenger RNA, 761 nt
Organism: Leptosomus discolor (cuckoo roller)
Lineage: Eukaryota; Metazoa; Chordata; Aves; Leptosomiformes; Leptosomidae
Gene: TFAP2D
Product: transcription factor AP-2 delta
Biological process (GO): anatomical structure development; regulation of cell population proliferation; regulation of transcription by RNA polymerase II
Cellular component (GO): nucleus
Molecular function (GO): RNA polymerase II transcription regulatory region sequence-specific DNA binding; DNA-binding transcription factor activity, RNA polymerase II-specific
Source: RefSeq, a predicted model, not a curated record
GUGGCACCUGUGUUGUUAAUCCCACCGACCUGUUCUGCUCUGUUCCCGGUCGCUUAUCACUACUCAGCUCCACUUCAAAGUACAAAGUGACCAUUGCAGAGGUGAAGAGGCGCCUUUCACCACCAGAAUGCCUCAAUGCUUCCCUCUUAGGAGGUAUUUUGAGAAGAGCAAAAUCCAAGAAUGGAGGACGCUGCUUGCGAGAAAAAUUAGACAGACUGGGACUGAAUUUGCCUGCAGGAAGAAGAAAAGCAGCAAAUGUCACACUCUUGACUUCCUUGGUAGAAGGGGAAGCAUUACAUUUGGCCAGAGAUUUCGGCUACACCUGUGAAACAGAGUUCCCUGCCAAGGCGGUAGGAGAGCACAUUGCCAGACAGCACAUGGAACAGAAAGAGCAGACAGCAAGGAAAAAGAUGAUCCUAGCGACAAAACAAAUAUGUAAAGAAUUUCAAGACCUUCUAAGUCAAGACAGAUCACCCCUCGGAUCCUCCAGACCAACUCCAAUAUUAGACCUUGACAUCCAGAGACAUUUAACACAUUUCAGUUUGAUCACUCAUGGUUUUGGAACUCCUGCAAUAUGUGCUGCCCUAAGCACUUUCCAAACUGUUCUCAGUGAAAUGCUGAACUACUUGGAAAAGCACACAUCGCACAAAAACGGAGGAGCGGCGGAAUCCGGCCAAGGACACGCCAACUCGGAGAAAGCCCCCCUGCGGAAAACUUCAGAGGCUGCUGUGAAAGAGGGCAAAACAGAAAAGACAGACUAG